This is a messenger RNA of Fraxinus pennsylvanica, 474 nucleotides long. The record is from the annotation of a GenBank genome assembly. Lineage: Eukaryota; Viridiplantae; Streptophyta; Magnoliopsida; Lamiales; Oleaceae.
AUGGAUUUGAGGUUACUGGGAUUCGACGCUCCUAUCUUACACGCCGUCCACGAUAUGCUCGACGCCACCGGCGAAGAAUCAGACAAGUCGAUGACUGCGCCGACCAGAACCUACGUCCGAGACGCCAAGGCCAUGGCGGCGACUCCGGCUGACGUGAAAGAGUACCCAAAUUCUUACGUCUUCUUGGUCGACAUGCCGGGGUUGAAAUCCGGCGACAUUAAAGUUCAAAUCGAGGAUGGAAAUGUGCUUGUGAUUAGUGGGGAGAGAAAAAGGGAGGAGGAAAAAGAAGGCGCCAAGUAUGUGAGAAUGGAGAGGCGAGUAGGAAAAUUGAUGAGAAAAUUUGUGCUGCCGGAAAAUGCUAAUGUAGAUUCCAUUAAAGCUGUUUGUCAAGAUGGGGUUUUGAGUGUUACUGUUGAGAAAUUGCCCCCUCCUGAACCCAAGAAGCCCAAGACCAUUGAGGUUAAAGUUGCUUGA